UACGUGAGGGGAAAGAGUUAAUCUACCGCGGUAUUUGUUGGGAAUCUAACCUAAAAAUAUCAUUGACUAACUCUACUGAUGGGAAAUGUGUCCAGGAAGGCAAGGGGUGUAUGCACAUGGAUCCUUGGGGUAAAUUUCUUCUAUUGUGAUAUUCAUUGUUUCUCCAUUGGACACUCCGUAGGUAUUGUGAUCCAUUUUCUUUUUUUAAGAAAUUCCAGACCGGAUGCAAAUUACUUCGGUUUUGCCUGUCAGAGAUGGAUGUACUCCGGGAGUAUGCAUCAGGUUACCCAUACCGGAUGCAGUAAGAGUCCGGUAACGCUUUAGCCACAUUAGGCAGCCACAUUUAUCUGCCAUACUGUGUAGUAGUACUAGUAGUACUACGGAGUACUACUCCGUCGAACAUCAAACCUCAUUC
Aspergillus pseudotamarii is the source of this 415-nucleotide messenger RNA. RefSeq lists its product as uncharacterized. The coding region runs from base 79 to 324 and encodes 81 amino acids. The record is from RefSeq and is a predicted model, not a curated record. Lineage: Eukaryota; Fungi; Ascomycota; Eurotiomycetes; Eurotiales; Aspergillaceae. The transcript has a single exon.